Saprolegnia diclina VS20 is the source of this 888-nucleotide messenger RNA. RefSeq lists its product as hypothetical. The record is from RefSeq and is a predicted model, not a curated record. The transcript has a single exon. The coding region runs from base 1 to 888 and encodes 295 amino acids. Lineage: Eukaryota; Oomycota; Saprolegniomycetes; Saprolegniales; Saprolegniaceae.
AUGGUCAUGCCUCCAACUGCGGCGACAACGAACCCCGAGACGAUCGCACGUGAUUCAGUCGACCCAGUGGGUGCCAUCAACCGAGCGAUUGAGGCUCUGGACUGGGAUGCCGCGCAGGCCACCCUCGACGUCAUCGACAACGACGGCUUCCGAGUUUGCUCUGCGACCGAGGCCGACUGGGAUCGCUACGUCGAGUCGGAAGAGGAAGAGAUGAAAUCGCGCCACUUUGAGUUUCGAGACAACUCGAUAUUCCUCAUCGAGAUGAGCGGUGGACUUCACGGCAGCAUUGCGGAUGGCAUCGACGACGCGAUCAAGGAGGCCACGAGGCCGGAGGUCACGGGGACGGAGCAUCGAGUUCUCGAAUCGCACCGCGACGUGUACGUCGACACGACCAACGAGCCAGCGGCAAGGAAGCUACCGAAGCUCGUGCCUGACCUCAGCUACGGUCCCGCGAUGGAGACCGACGCCAUCUUUCCCGACUGGCCCCUCGACCUCCACUGGCCCGAGUUCCAUACGCUCAAGGUCGAGGUCGGCAUCAAUCAAGGCUGGCGAAGUAUGAACGCUAAGAUGCUGCGAUACUGCGCCUUUCCGGGCAUUCGCUAUGUCCUCUGCGUCUUCGUCCCGCCCGACAUGAGCGUACGCCAGUACAAGCUUUUCUCGAUCACCAACAACCAGCUUGAAGGGCCAGCCCCUGACCUCGUCAACCCGAUUCCGAUCACAGCCGCUACGCGCGUGCGAAUGGAUAGUCGACGGCUCUUGGCGCUGCCAGACGACACGGCCCUUCCCGGGCGCUUUCCCGCCGAGUUGGUCCUUGAUUUGAACCCGAUCCUACGACGCGCGUGGGUCGAGCUUCGGGGCCGUCACGACCGCAACCCGCCUCCGUUCUAG